Messenger RNA from Anopheles gambiae (African malaria mosquito), 3134 nucleotides. Its product is annotated as stress-activated protein kinase JNK. Bases 1580 to 2758 code for a protein of 392 amino acids. The record is from RefSeq and is a predicted model, not a curated record. Gene Ontology annotation, cellular component: nucleus; cytoplasm. The transcript has 4 exons. Gene Ontology annotation, biological process: JNK cascade; protein phosphorylation. Gene Ontology annotation, molecular function: ATP binding; JUN kinase activity. Lineage: Eukaryota; Metazoa; Arthropoda; Insecta; Diptera; Culicidae.
AGUACGCGAACGGGAGUUUGAUGCUCUCUGCGCGCGACCGGACCCGUAGGUGUGCGCCAAUGGACUAACAAAACACACCUUUAGGCCGCGGCACGGCAGGGGGCCCACAGCACCGUAUGGCUGUCUGUCUGUGUGUGUGUCUUGUUCUGCACGUUUGAUGAUUCAUUGAACAAAAACUUGUCCCGCGGCCACAAGACAGCGGUAGCCGCGGCUGGUUGGGCUGGCGGUAACGACGACGUCGUCGUUGUCGUGGUUGUUGUUUGUGAGCGCGAACGCAGUCGAACAUGCGCGCACGCUCGCGCAACAUCGGCGCGGGGUAACACAGUCUUAAGCAUCCCGGCGCUGCGAUCGGUCGCGUUUGUUUUUUGCUCUCUUCCAAUUUCUUCGCGCGAGGUAUAAAGAUCAUGUUGUUGGCGUUGUGUGUUCGUCGGAUGAUGAUGAUGAUGUCCACCGUUGUCGCGAUCGGUGUUGUUUGCGCCCGCCACCUGAAGAGUGUGUGAGCGCGCGCGCGCACGCUUGACGAGCCGGACACAAAGGAGUGUGUUUUGCCGCGGAUAUACAACACUUGUGGGAGGCGCACACGUUGCGCUUUUGUGUUAUUGUUCUAACGUACAGUUUGAUUCGAAAAAAAAACACACACACGAAAAAAAAGUUCACGCUCCUGCUGUUGUGCCAGUGCCAGUGAGUGGGUUUGUGGGAAAGGGAACUUACCCGCGUGUUUGGCCCUGCGACGGGUCUCUGGAUCGUGUGUGGUUUGUGUAUGUGUGUAUGCGAAUGUAAAGUUCUUUGUUUACGGUGUGUUGUGCUUCUUCAAACGGAGGUGGUGCGCGAGCGCGUGCCAACAGACACGUACACACACAACACCGUACACGUUCGCGAUCGUGUGCAGAGUUCAAUUCGAGUUCGUCCGCGCUGCUAUCCUCCUGCUGUUCCUGUUUGCUUCCAAAGGUGCUACCCAAAAACAAAACUUCCGAAAAGACGAGCAAACGUCACGCCACCAAGGUGAGUAGUGGUAUCCUUCUUCACACCAUCUGACUCAUCGAUUUGCAGAGACAGAGAUAGAGAGAGAGAGAGAGAGAGCACACGAAAAAUUCCAUUAGUCAGCUGUAACUCACGCACUCACGCCAGACGCACGCACGCACGAUCUGGGAGUUUCCAAAACAAAAAAUCGAGAUGAGUAAAGCGAAGACCGGCGCCCGGCCGAUCACGCUCCCAACCGUCGCAGUCGGAAACGGCAGACAUACCAGGCGUUACGGCCCAACACUGCCGUGCACCAACAGCGGCAGCGCGCUCGCGGUUGGAUUUGCGAAACUCCGAUCGAUGACGUCGCGCGAUCGUGUUCGUGCGCGUUCGCGGAACUGUGAGUGAGUAAGCGGCGCGCAUUAUAGCAUCAUCUCUCGCGUACGUAACAAAAAGGGCGCUAUGUGUGUGUUUAGUAGUGGUGGUGUUCCCUUCUGCUACUUACCGUCGAUCGGAGUGCGGUGUGAACGGUGGAGCUAGAACCGUUUGCCCUCCCGUGUUUGGCUGGAUCAGCUGUGUUAGAAAGGGCGUUGCGCGAGCUUGUUCUCUCUGCCAGGGCAUGCAAUCUCAAGAGGAAGCAGAGGGCACGGAGGGUGUCCACAACAAACCUGCCGGCGGUGACCCUGCUCCAGCAAAUCCACCGAGUUCGAAUGAGUUCUACUUCCAUCUGCCGGCUCGCUUUCCUGCCUCACACAUGAUGCCGAUCGGGAUCGGUGUACAGGGUGCCGUGUGUAGUGCAGUGGAUAUAAAGACGGGCAGAAGGUUAGCAGUGAAGAAGCUGUCGCAACCAUUCCAGGAUGUUACCUUUGCCAAGCGCGCCUACCGUGAGCUGAAGCUGAUGCGGCUUGUCGAUCAUCCCAAUAUCAUUAAGCUCCUGUACGCGUACACCCCGCAGCAAACGCUCGACACCUUCCGCGAUGUGUACUUCUUCACCGAGCUGAUGGACAGCAGCCUGCAGCACGUGUUCGGUACCAAGCUCGACCACGAGCGCAUAUCCUUCCUCGUGUACCAAAUGCUGUGCGGCAUUCGCUACCUCCACUCGGCCGGCAUCAUCCACCGGGACCUGAAACCCUCCAACAUUGUGGUGCGCAAGAACUGUACGCUCAAGAUACUGGACUUUGGGUUGGCGCGCAGCAUCGACACCAGCUUCACGAUGACGCAGUACGUCGUGACGCGCCACUACCGAGCGCCCGAGAUCAUCCUCAACAUGGAGUACGACACCAAGGUGGACCUAUGGUCGAUCGGCUGCAUCAUGGCGGAGCUGAUCACGGGGGCGGUCCUGUUCCCCGGCACCGACCAUGUCGACCAGUGGAUGCGCAUCGUCGAAACGCUCGGUACGCCGCGGCCAGAGUUUAUCGCACGCACAACGCCCGGCACGCAGCGAUACAUUAGCAAUCAGCCGGUGGUGGCGGGCCGUCCGUUUGGGGAGCUGUUUCCGGACGAGGUGUUUGAGGGGAUGGCUUCGCCGAAUGUGCCCCAGCUGACGAACGAUGCGGCAAGGGACUUUCUGCGCCGCAUGCUCGCGUUUGAUCCGAUGGAAAGGAUUUCGGUGGACGAGGCGCUGGCCCAUCCGUACGUUAGUGUGUGGUACUACGAGGAGGAUGUGAUGCGACCGCCGCCGAAACCGUACGACCAUGCGCUCGAUGCGCGGAACUUGACGGUGGAGCAGUGGAAGCGGUUGCUGUUUGAGGAGAUUCAGGACAUCCAGCGGACGAUGUCGUUGGAUGAGGAAGGGUGAAGGGAAGGGGGGGGGGGGGUUGCACAGUGGGAUGGGAAGCAAUCACACACACAUUGAAGGCCAUUUGCGUUUCCUUUCAAGAGGCUGUUAUUUGUUAGUUUAGUUGCGUAGGGUAAGUAACGCUAGCUUUAAAACCCCUAGAGACUUGUGUAUUGUAAGCAGAAACAGUAGUGGGAACGUUCCUCUCAAUCUCUCCCUAGGCAUUUAUACUUAUUUACGCUAUUAAUGUUAGUGCAAGUUGUAGCGAUACGUUAAUAUUGUUUUUUUUUUUUCUCAGUUUCUACGGUAAACGCGUCUCGAUUGAUUUUUGGUCGCUUUACUAAGAACAUUGUUUAUUAAAUAAAUUUUUGUAGAAUAUUUGUUCUUUAAUAACGGA